Molecule: messenger RNA, 594 nt
Organism: Cimex lectularius (bed bug)
Lineage: Eukaryota; Metazoa; Arthropoda; Insecta; Hemiptera; Cimicidae
Gene: ND-B14
Product: NADH dehydrogenase [ubiquinone] 1 alpha subcomplex subunit 6
Exons: 3
Coding region: 86-460 (124 amino acids)
Biological process (GO): response to oxidative stress
Source: RefSeq, a predicted model, not a curated record
CUUGUGGUUACCUUCAAGUCAGGUCAAGUUAGUGAUAACAGUUUUUGGCAGAUAUCCUCAAAAUUUUGCAUCAGUGCUUUUGAUAAUGUCUACUCCAAAAGUCGUAAGCCAUGCGGUAAAGCAGGUGAAACCACUUUUGUCGUUAGACCACGGAGAGGCGAGGAGAAGAGUCCUCAACCUGUACAAAGCCUGGUACAGACAGAUCCCUUAUAUAGUAUUGGAUUUUGACAUCCCUAAGAACGAGGCCCAGUGCAAAUCGAAGCUCAAAGAGGAAUUUAUGAAGUACAAAGACGUUAAGGACAUCAGGAUCAUUGACAUGCUGGUCAUCAAGGGGCAGAUGGAGUUGAAAGAGUGUGUGAAAGGCUGGAAACAGAAGGGACAUGUCAUGGCGUACUGGAAAGAUACUCACGAACCUAAGCCAAAAGAUUUCCUAUCGAAAUUUGUAUCUGGGGUCGAAUAAAACCAUUCUUUUCUCUCUAGUUCGAAUAGAAAUAUUUAUUUUGUAAAUAAGAAUGACAAACCGUCUAUCAACACAUGAUGACCACCUUGAAAAGUUAUAAUUGUUAAUAAAUAAUUUGUGUUAGAAGCUGUUGA